Messenger RNA from Penicillium canariense, 231 nucleotides. RefSeq names its product Rpo12/RPC10 RNA polymerase subunit family protein. Gene Ontology annotation, cellular component: RNA polymerase I complex; RNA polymerase II, core complex; RNA polymerase III complex. The record is from RefSeq and is a predicted model, not a curated record. The transcript is spliced from 2 exons. Lineage: Eukaryota; Fungi; Ascomycota; Eurotiomycetes; Eurotiales; Aspergillaceae. Gene Ontology annotation, molecular function: zinc ion binding; DNA-directed RNA polymerase activity; DNA binding. The coding region runs from base 1 to 231 and encodes 76 amino acids. Gene Ontology annotation, biological process: DNA-templated transcription.
AUGUCUCGCGAAGCUUACCAAGUCCCCUCCAUGGGUGGCCAGAGCGGCUUCGGAAAUGAGGGCGGGUUCAGCAGCAUGGCUGUUGACAGCCCCUCGGUUGUCUAUCUCUGCGGCGAGUGCUCGGCUCGCGUGCCUCUGAAGCGUGGUGACCAGAUCCGCUGCAAGGACUGCGGCCACCGUGUGCUGUACAAGGAGCGGACGAAGCGCAUGGUCCAGUUCGAGGCCCGUUAA